AUGGAGGAAAAAAGUGAGAAUGGUGAGAAAAUAGAGGAAAUCAUGUUACCAGGUUUUCGGUUCCAUCCUACCGAUGAAGAGCUUGUCGGGUUUUAUCUAAAGAGAAAGAUCCAACAAAGGCCACUCUCUAUUGAACUCAUCAAGCAACUCGAUAUCUAUAAACAUGAUCCAUGGGAUCUUCCAAAGCUGGCUAUGACGGGAGAAAAAGAAUGGUACUUUUACUGCCCAAGGGAUCGGAAAUAUAGAAACAGUGCACGGCCAAAUCGUGUGACAGGAGCUGGAUUCUGGAAAGCCACGGGGACAGACCGGCCGAUCUAUGCAUCUGAGGGUUCAAAAUGCAUUGGUUUGAAGAAGUCACUUGUGUUCUACAAAGGGAGAGCUGCAAAAGGUAUCAAAACCGAUUGGAUGAUGCAUGAGUUCAGGUUGCCUUCCCUCACUGAUCACACCGCUCCAAGCAAACGCUUCCUUGAGAAAACCAUCCCUGCCAAUGACUCGUGGGCAAUCUGCAGGAUAUUCAAAAAAGCAAAUUCAACUGCACAAAGAACACUAUCUCAUUCAUGGGUAUCUCCAGUAGUAGUGUUACCAGAAAGCACCCCUAAUUCUGAUCAUCACAAUAAUAAUAUCCUAACAACAACUCAUGACUUGCAACAUUCAUCCCUCACAAGCUUCUCUGCCAAUAUGGACAGUAACAACAACAUGUCACUAUACAAACCUUUGAAUACCGACUCCACACUCCCUACACUUAAUACUAUCAACAACAAACCACCUCAAAAUUCCAUUUCUAGCAGUACCGAAGACUUAAACUAUACCACUAGUUAUCCCUUUUUGCUCCCAGAGUCAAACUACGGUCCUAAAUCAUCGACUACUGUCGAUACGUCUUCUUUGCUAACCAACAUGCCUAGUUCCGUGUUUGGAGAUUUUGAUAAGCCUGCAGAGGGUAGUUUGGACUACAUGGCUAAUGGGUUGCAUCAUGAUCAACAACCAUUUUACAAUGGGUGCUGCUUCUCAAUAACUAAUUUUCCGAUGGGAAUGCAAGAACACUGUGGCGUCAACGGGGUUCAAGAUCAACAAGGCGCAGCUGGUGUAAAGGGUCCGAUUAAUGAAGGAACUAUCGAGACACAUUUUGAGGAGCAAUGUUGGGGUAGAUCAUCAUCUAGUAGUGGCUACCCCUUCAUGAGUUUGCCAUUGGGUUUGCAAGAUGCAUGGAAAUCUAGUUUUCUUUGUGAUUCUUCUAGUGAGACGAUUUCAACCGGUUUUUCCACAACUAACAAGUGCUAUAUAUAA
This is a messenger RNA of Erigeron canadensis, 1284 nucleotides long. Its product is annotated as putative NAC domain-containing protein 94. NCBI's taxonomy places the organism in Eukaryota, Viridiplantae, Streptophyta, Magnoliopsida, Asterales, Asteraceae. Gene Ontology annotation, biological process: regulation of DNA-templated transcription. Bases 1 to 1284 code for a protein of 427 amino acids. The transcript is spliced from 3 exons. Gene Ontology annotation, molecular function: DNA binding. The record is from RefSeq and is a predicted model, not a curated record.